Angiostrongylus costaricensis is the source of this 381-nucleotide messenger RNA. The record is from the annotation of a GenBank genome assembly. Lineage: Eukaryota; Metazoa; Nematoda; Chromadorea; Rhabditida; Metastrongylidae.
AUGUCCUCAGUUCCUCCUGGUGACAUCAAUACUCAACCGAACUCGAAGAUUGUCUUCAACGCGCCGUACGACGACAAGCACACCUACCACAUCAAGAUCAUCAACGCCUCCGGACGACGCAUCGGAUGGGCCAUCAAGACGACGAACAUGAAGCGUCUUGGUGUCGACCCGGCUUGCGGUGUUCUCGACCCCAAGGAAGCAACACUUAUGGCUGUGUCGUGCGAUACUUUCGACUAUGGGCGCGAGGACACCAACAACGAUCGUAUCACCGUCGAGUGGUGCAACACCCCUGAUGGAGCCGCAAAACAAUUCAGACGUGAGUGGUUCCAAGGUGAUGGUAUGGUGCGGAGAAAGAAUCUUCCCAUUGAAUACAACCCAUGA